Neopelma chrysocephalum (saffron-crested tyrant-manakin) is the source of this 30670-nucleotide messenger RNA. It is a transcript of the gene OBSCN, whose product is annotated as obscurin, cytoskeletal calmodulin and titin-interacting RhoGEF. NCBI's taxonomy places the organism in Eukaryota, Metazoa, Chordata, Aves, Passeriformes, Pipridae. Gene Ontology annotation, biological process: protein phosphorylation. Gene Ontology annotation, molecular function: guanyl-nucleotide exchange factor activity; protein binding; ATP binding. The record is from RefSeq and is a predicted model, not a curated record.
GACCUUCUGCCGCACGUCCCUGCCGUCGCUGGGGUUUCUGUUUUAUUUUCCUGGAGGGGGAAGGGGGGGGGUUGAAACCCAAACCAACAUGGUCUCCCCAUGUCCUCUGUUCCCCUCUUCCCUCUUCCCCCUUCUGUCAUCUCAGUAGGAAUCGGCUUUUUCUUGCCCUGCCCAGAGCUUUGUUCUCCUCAGGCUCAGACAAGACUCCAGGAAGGAAGCCAGGAUGGAUUACAGCUCCCUCAGCGGAGUGCCCCGGUUCCUGACCCGGCCCAAGGCGUUCAUGGUGUCCGUGGGGAAGGAUGCCACCCUGAGCUGCCAGAUCAUCGGAAACCCCAUCCCGGUUGUGAGCUGGGAGAAGGACAAACUGCCAGUCCAGUCUGGGGGGAGGUUUAAAACCACGGAGGACGGGGAUCUCUAUCGGCUCACCAUCUACGACCUGAGCCUGGAGGACAGUGGCCAGUACAUCUGCCGGGCCAAGAACACCAUCGGGGAGGCCUUCGCCGCCGUCAGCAUCAAGGUGGGGGAGGAGACCACGGUGACGGAGCAGGCCCCUUACUUCAUCCAGAGACCCUCCAACAUCAAGGUAACCCUGGGAGAAGAUGCCAUGUUCAAGUGCAAAGUCCAGGGCAGCCCUCCCCUCUCGGUGAACUGGGAGAAGGACGGGAGGCACCUGCGGAACCAGGCGGACGCCGGGCGCUUCCAGAUCGAGUCCGCCGGGGAGUCCAACGCUCUGACCAUCCAGUGUGCCCGGCUGGGGGACAGCGGCACCUACACCUGCCGGGCAGAGAACCUCAUCGGCUCCGCCAGCGCCUCGGCCGCGCUGGUGGUGGAGACACGCGGCUCCUCCAACCCGGGCAGCAGCGCCAACUUCGACUCCGGCUGCGGGAAGACGGCGUCCUUGCUGUCCCACCUGCAGAAGAGGCGGGAGGAGAUCAGGAAGAUGGACGUCUCCUACAGCAACCUGGACUCGACCUCUGCCCAGUCUUACUCCGAAGGGUUGUCCGGCGUCGGCUACGGGCUCUCCCGGGAUUACGAGCGGGCGGCGGGGCUCUCCAAGGGGGCUCGGAACGCCACCUUCGGGGCUCUGACGCGCACGUGCAGCGUCACGGAGGGCAAACACGCCAAGCUGAGCUGCUACGUGACGGGGGAGCCCAAGCCGGUGAUCGUGUGGAAGAAGGACAACGAGGUCAUUUCGGAGGGGCGGCGGCACGUCAUCUACGAGGACGACCAGGAGAACUUCGUGCUGAAGAUCCUCUUCUGCAAGCAGGUGGACAACGGGCUGUACACCUGCACGGCCUCCAACCUGGCGGGCCAGACCUACAGCUCCGUGCUCGUCACCGUCAAAGAACCCGCCAUACCCUUCAAGGAAAAACUGAAGGACCUCGAGGUGAGGGAGAAGGAAUCUGCCACCUUCCAGUGCGAGGUGCCCGUUCCCGGGACAGAGACCUCCUGGUUCAAGGAGGAGACCAAGCUCAGGCAGAGCAAGAAGUACAACAUCGAGGAGGAGGGCACGUACCGCCGGCUCACCGUGCAGAACGUCACCGCCGACGAUGACGCCGUUUACAUCUGCGAGAUGAAAGAAGGGAGCAGGACCAUUGCAGAGCUGUCUGUCCAAGGGAACAUAAUUAAAAAGCUUCCACGGAAGACUGCGGUGUUCAUCCACGACACAGCCACCUUCUGCGUGGAGCUGGACGACGACUGCCAGAACGUCCGGUGGCUCAAAAACAAGGAAGAGGUGAAGCCCAGCGACCGCAUCUCCAUCACACGCUCUGGCAAACAGCACACCAUGACCAUCCGAGAGUGCAAGGUGGAAGAUGCUGGGGAGAUUGCCUUCCUGGCUGAUGAAAGCAGGACUACCACCCAGUUCACUGUGACCACGCCCAAAAAACCUCCCACCCAACCCCCAGCCGACCCUGUGGUGAAAAAUAAAACAGAAACCUCAGUGACCCUGGCAUGGUCCCCUCCCAAGAUGGACCGGCCCAUUCCAGUCGACGGGUACAUCGUGGAACGCAAGAAACUCACCGGCUUCACCUGGGUGAGGUGCCACGAGUCCCACGUCCCUGCCCCAGAGCUCACCGUGAGCAACCUGGCAGAAGAGGCUGAUUAUCAGUUCAGAGUGUCUGCAGUCAACUCCUAUGGACAGAGCCCCUACCUGGAAUUCCCCGGGAGUGUCCACCUUGAACCAGUGCUGGCUGUGAAAAGCCCCCUGACAGCAGCUGAGGCUGUACCUGGAGGGGAUGCCCUGUUUACUGUCGACCUCACCAAGACGUGUUCUGGCACCUGGUACCUCAAUGGUAAAGUCUUACAGGAAAGUGAGACCUGCAUCAUCAAGAGAACCCAAACCACUCACACCCUCGUCAUAAAGAAUGUCACCAAGAAGGAUGAUGGAGCAGAAGUGAAAUUUGUUGCCAACGACGUUGAGACCAGCACCAAGAUGAGAGUGAAAGGUGCUGCAGUGAGAUUUACCAACAAGAGCAAAGAGGCAGAAAAGGUCUCUGCUCGGCUGAGGGAGGAAGCCAAACUCCAGGCUGAGCUUUCAGACACAGAGGCCACAGUGAAGUGGCUGAAAGAUGGGAAGGAGCUCAAGGCCAGUGAAAAAUAUGAGCUUCAAACUGUGGGGAAGAGGCACAUCCUGAAAAUCCGCAGCACUUGUGCAGAGGAUGCUGGAGCUUAUGAGUGCACCUGUGAAGGGGAUAAAAUGCUCUUUCAGCUUUCAGUGAAAGCACUUGCAAACUUUAUAAACAAAGAGAAAAGUGGAGGACUUGUCAAGGCCAUCACUGGAAAACAGGCUGAAUUUGUUUCUGAGACCUCCGAGGCCAAUGUCAUGGUGAAGUGGUACAAAGAUGGGAAAGAAAUCACAGCCAGCAAGAAAUUCACCCUGGAAGAUAAAGGAAAGCUGCACAAGCUCGUGGCUUCGGCUGUGACAAAGGAAGAUGAAGGAACUUACACGUGCAAAAUUGGAGAUGACACCCUUGCUUUUGAUUUAAAAGUCUCAGACGAAGCUGUUACUUUUGUCAACAAGCCCAAGACGACUCCAGAAGUAUCAGUCAGUCCUUCUGAAACCCUGGAGCUGGUGUGUGAGGUGUCAGCUGCCAGCGGAGCUGUGGUGUGGAAGAGGGAUCACACCGAGGUGAAGCAGGACCAGAGGACGACAGUGGUGUCCCAGGGGACACAACGAAAGCUCAUCGUCAAGAGGGUGACCCAGCAAGACCAAGGGAGCUACACCUGCGAGGUGAAGGGUGACAGAAUAACAUUCCAAGUCAAAGUCAGAGAGCCAGAAGUUGUGUUUACAAACAAGGACAAAGUGAAGAAAGAGGUGAAAGCUGCACUCUCAGAAGAUGCCACUCUGAGCUGCGAGGUGGCCCAGGACAAGACUGAGGUGAAGUGGUACAAGGAUGGGAAGCUGAUCACCUCCAGCAAGAAGUUCAAGGUGGAGUCGGAGGGCAAAUCUCGUCGUCUGGUGGUGGGUCAGGUGGAGAAGAAGGAUGCUGGGGAGUACAGCUGCGAGGCUGCUGGCCAGAAACUCACCUUCAGGAUCCAUGUCACAGAGGCAGAAGAUGCCUUUGUCCACAAGGAGAAGGUGCAGAAAGAGGUGAAAGCUGCACUCUCAGAAGAUGCCACUCUGAGCUGCGAGGUGGCCCAGGACAAGACUGAGGUGAAGUGGUACAAGGAUGGGAAGCUGAUCACCUCCAGCAAGAAGUUCAAGGUGGAGUCAGAGGGCAAAUCUCGUCGUCUGGUGGUGAGUCAGGUGGAGAAGAAGGAUGCUGGGGAGUACAGCUGCGAGGCUGCUGGCCAGAAACUCACCUUCAGGAUCCAUGUUGCAGAUGACGCGUUUGAACACAGAGACAAAGUGCAAAGGGAGGUGAAGGCAGUGCUGAAGGAGGACACUACUCUGAGCUGCGAGGUGGCCCAGGACAAGACUGAGGUGAAGUGGUACAAGGAUGGGAAGCUGAUCACCUCCAGCAAGAAGUUCAAGGUGGAGUCAGAGGGCAAAUCUCGCCGUCUGGUGGUGAGUCAGGUGGAGAAGAAGGAUGCUGGGGAGUACAGCUGCGAGGCUGCUGGCCAGAAACUCACCUUCAAGAUUGAUGUCACAGAGCCAGAAGUUGUGUUCACAAACAAGCAGAAGGUGCAGAAAGAGGUGAAAGCUGCAGUCUCAGAAGAUGCCACUCUGAGCUGCGAGGUGGCCCAGGACAAGACUGAGGUGAAGUGGUACAAGGAUGGGAAGCUGAUCACCUCCAGCAAGAAGUUCAAGGUGGAGUCAGAGGGCAAAUCUCGUCGUCUGGUGGUGGGUCAGGUGGAGAAGAAGGAUGCUGGGGAGUACAGCUGCGAGGCUGCUGGCCAGAAACUCACCUUCAGGAUCGAUGUCACAGAGCCCAAACCUGCAUUUAUAAACCAGGAGAAGGUCCAGAAGGAGGUGAAGGCUGCGCUGACAGAAAGCGCCUCCCUCGUGUGCGAGGUAGCACAGGAUGCAACCGAAGUGAAAUGGUUCAAGGAUGGAAAACUCCUGGUUUCCUCCAGAAAAUUCAAAAUAGAGACCAUGGGCAAAACCCGGCGCCUGGUUAUAGAGCAGCUGGAGAGGAAGGAUGCUGGGGAAUACAUCUGUGAGGCUGCGGGCCAGAAGAUGACAUUCAAACUGGAACCAACUGAACCAGAAGCUAAAUUUGAAAAGAAAGUUGUCCAGAAAGAGCCUCUCGUUGUUCAAGAACAUGAGAGUAUCACACUGACAACCUCAGUGACGCCUGAAACUGCUGCAGUGAAGUGGCUCAAGGACGGGACAGAAAUCAAGGCGAGCAAGAAAUGUGUGAUCAAGAGUGAGGGGGCGUCCAGGACCCUGGUGGUGAACCUGGCUGAGAGCACAGACACUGCUGUCUACACCUGCCAGACCAAGAAUGACAAGCAGGAGUUCAAAGUGCAGGUGAAAGAAAUCCCGGUGAAGUUUGCCAAGAAGCUGGAAGCCGUCAAGGCCGAGAUUGGGGGCAGUGUCUCGUUGAGCUGUGAGCUGAGCCACCCCAGGGGGAAGGUGACCUGGCGCAGGAAUGGAGUCGAGAUCAAGCCCAGCAAACGUUUCCAGGUUCACGAGGAGGGGAUCAAACGGACCCUGACAAUAACGGGGAUCCGGGCUGAGGAUGAGGGGGAGUACUCCUGUGAAUCCAGAGAUGACAAGAGCAGCAUUACCAUCACCCCCAAAGCUCCCAGAGUGGUGAAAUUCAUUACCAGCCUCAACAGCGUGGUGUCUGAGGAAGGAAAGGAGGCUGUGUUCAAGUGCACCAUCUCUCCCAGCGACGCCGUGGUCACUUGGCUCAGGAAUGGUGUCAAGAUUGAAGCCAGCAAGAAGUAUGUGAUCUCCCAGAAGGACACCAACCACAGCCUCACCAUCACUGACCUGACACUGGAAGAUGCAGCUGAAAUCUGCGCCAGUGCUGAGGGUGUGGAGAGCACAGCCAACCUCAGGGUCCGAGAGGCCUCGAUCUCAUUCAAGAAGAAACUGGAGCCCAGAACAGUUGAAGAGAGGGAGACAGUGACCUUGGAGGUGGAGCUGACCAAGCCUGCAGAGGUGAAGUGGAUGAGGAACAGCAUCGUGCUGAAGCCCAGCGACAAGAUAGAGAUCAAAGCUGAGGGAACAAAGCACACCUUGGUGGUGAAGGACAUCUCCUUUGCAGACAGGGGCUUCUACUGCUGUGAGAGCCCUGAUGACAAGACCCAAGCCAAGAUCAACGUGGAAAUGAGGCAGAUCAAGCUGGUGAAAGGCCUUCAGCCCCUGGAAGUUGCUGAGAAAGGGACUGUCACCUUCGAGGUGGAGGUGUCACACGAGGACGUGGAAGGGACCUGGCAGAGGGACGGAGUUCGGCUGAAACCCGCACCCAACAUCAGCUUCGGCGUCCUGGGCAAGAAACACUCACUGACCCUCUCCUCGGUGGCCCUUGAGGAUGCAGGGGUCAUCUCCUUCAAGGCAGAAGGCAUCAAUUCAUCAGGGAGACUCACUGUGAAAGAAUUGCCUGUGAGAAUCAGCAAACCUCUGGUGGAUGUCAGUGUGACUCAGAAACUCAAGGCCACAUUCGAGUGUGAGCUGUCCAGGCCCAAUGUGAAUGUGAAGUGGUUCAAGGAUGGGAAGGAGAUCCGGCAAAGUCAAAAUGUGGCGUUUGUUGCCCAGGGAAAUAAGAGAAGCCUCAUUAUUCACAAGUGUGAAUAUGAAGACCAGGGAACCUACAGCUGUCAAGCAGCUGAAGACAAGACAUCAGCUACUCUAAAGGUUCAUGCCCGAGAUAUCAAGAUUGUAAAGCCACUGGAAGAUGUGGAAGUGAAUGAAUAUGAGAGUGCAUCCUUUGUCUGUGAGAUUUCACAUGAUGAGGUCGAAACCCAGUGGUACAAAAACGACAACAGGCUGAAGACUUCCGACAAUAUCAAAAUGCGACAGGAUGGGAAGACCUACUCUCUGACCUACGCCCGUGUCCACGUGGAGGAUGCGGCAGAGAUCAAAUUUGUGGCAGAAAAGGCGGAAUCUCGCGCUCAGCUGACCGUGAAAGAGCUGCCUGUAAAAAUAGUGAAGCCUCUGAGAGACAAGAUCGCUCUCGAGAAGCACCGGGGGUUCCUGGAGUGCCAAGUGUCUCGUGCCAACGCCAAGGUCCGGUGGUUCAAGAGGGACGUGGAAAUUCGCCCCAGCGACAAAUACGAGAUCGUGAGCGAAGGCGUCUACAGGAAACUCAUCAUCAACGACGCCGACUACGAGGAUGAGGACACCUACACCUGCGAUGCCUUCGAUGACAAAAGCAGUGCUAACUUCUUUGUUGAAGAGCAAGCCAUUAAUAUCGUGAAGGAGUUGUGUGAUGAGGAUGUGACUGAGCCUGAAGAAGCCAAUUUUGAAUGUGAGACAUCCAUUCCAUCCGUGAAACCCGCCAAGUGGUUUCUACGUGGAGAAGCUUUACAGCCUGGCAGAAACUUCAUCAUGCAGCAGGAAGGCACCAUCCACAGGCUGACAAUAGUGAAAACAAGUGCUGAUAUGACAGGAACCAUCCAGUUCUCCAUUGGCAAAUCAAAAUCCACAGCGAACCUGCUUGUCAGAGAUUACCACAUACAGAUCACCAGGAAGCUGGAGGACAAGACCGUCCUGGAGAAACACUCGGCCGUCCUGUCCUGUGACUUCAGGCCCUCUCCAAAGAUUGUGAAGUGGUUCAAGGACCACGUGCUCAUCGAGCCCUCUGAGAAGUACAAGAUCAAGCGGGAGCAAUACUCAGCAGAGCUCAAGAUCUUGAAGGUGAAGCCUGAAGAUGCCGGAAUGUACAAGUGCCGGGCUGGGAACGCAGAGACCAGAGCCACGCUCACCGUCGAAGCCCGGAAUGUGGAAGUCCUCAAACACCUGCAGGACGUGGAAAUCGAGGAAGACAGCUCUGCCGUGUUCUCCUGCGAGCUGUCCCACGACGACGAGGACGUGGAGUGGUUCCUCAACGGCACCCUCCUCUACACCAACAACUUCAACGACAUCAAGAGCGUUGGCAAGGUCUACACGCUGACCAUGAAGCAGGUGAAGCCUGAGGACGCUGGCACGGUGACAAUGAAGUCAGACAAGGUGUCGGAGAGUGUGAGGCUGAAGGUCAUAGAGAAACCUGCUGUCUUCAUGAAAGCCUUGGAUGACGUUUUUGGUGAGGAGCGAGGUGUGAUCAAACUGGAAUGCGAAGUCUCCAAAGAGAAGGUCAAACCCAUUUGGAAAAAGGAUGGUGUGAAGAUCCCUUCUAGUAAAAAGUACGAGGAGAUACAGACUGGGAAGACCCUGUGCCUCCUUAUCCAUGACCUUGAAAAGACAGAUGCAGGUUUAUACACCUGUGACAUUGGCACUGAUGUUGCCAAGUCAAAGGUCAGCGUUCAGGAGCUGAACAUCGGCAUCACCAAACGGCUGAAGAACACCGAGAUCCAGCUGGGAGAGGACUGCACCUUCGAGUGCAUUUUGUCCCACGAGAGCAUCGAUGACUUCAGCUGGACGCUGAACGGGAGGAAAGUGGAGAGUGGGGGGAGGUUUAAAGCCUCCAACGCGGGUCGGAAAUACACCCUCAGCAUCCAAAAGGUGACUCCCGACGAUGCCGGGGAGGUCGUGUUCACUGCCCGAGGUCUGACCUCCAAGGCUUCUCUGGCUGUGAAAGAGAAACCAACCGAGGUUACAAAACAGCUGGAGGAUAAAACAUCACAAGCAGGGCAGGACAUCAACCUGAGCUGUGAACUGUCCAAACCUGAUGUGAACAUCAGGUGGUACAAGGACGGCAAAGCAAUCCGGAAAAGCCAGAAAUACGACUUGCAGCAAGAGGGAACACGGGCCAUCCUGAUCAUCCACGACUCCACGGUCAAGGACAGUGGGGAAUACACCUGUGAGACAGAGAGCUCCAAAACAACAGCCAAGAUCACAGUGCAAGAAAAACCUAAUUAUUUUGUCAAGGAGCUUUCAGACCUGAAAGUGGACGAGAAUGGGACUGCAGUUUUCACGUGCCAGAGCGAGAGAGCUGCAUCCUCUGUGGUCUGGAGGAAAGGCAUCGCCGAGCUCAGGGCCGGCAGGAAAUACGAGGUCACGCAGCAGGGACAAGUCCUCCAGCUGACCAUAAAGAACCUGGAGAAAAGCGACAGUGACACUUACAGCUGUGACAUUGGUGAUGCCCAGUCCAGAGCCAAGCUGGUCGUGCAAGGCCAGAAAGUGCUAAUAACAGAAGACCUGGAAGAUGUCACUGUGUUAGAAGGAGAAUCUGCCACGUUCAAGUGCAGAAUCUCUCCCGUAGACUGUAGCAAAGUGCAGUGGUUUUUGGAUAAGACCCCACUCCAUACCAAUGAACUUAAUGAGAUCCAGUCCCAGCCUGGGGGAUAUCACCUGCUAACGCUGAGAAAGCUCUCACUGAAGGACUCGGGGGUCAUUACAUUUGAAGCUGGUGAUAAGAAAACAUCUGCCAGUUUGGUUGUGAAAGAGGAGCCCUGAGGCUUCACAAAGGAGCUGAUUGAUACUGGAGAGUGUAAGGGAGAGGAUGUGAUCCUUCACUGUGAAACCUCCAAAUCAGACAGGCCUGUAAAGUGGUGCAAAGGUGGGAAGAGCCUCAGGAAUUCUUCCAAGUACAACAUCUGGUUGGGAUCUGAAGCCAAGCUUGUUGUUCACAGGGGAAGAGACAGUGGCAGAUGUGAGUGUGAGGCUGGAGCAGCUAAAAGCAGUGCAGUUAUUACUGUCAAGGAAAAGCCACUCCUUUUCAAGCAAGAGCUCCAAAACGAAGAGGCUAGAGAAGGAAAACAGGUCAAGCUGACCUGUGAGCUCAGCAAACCUGGUGCCCCAGUGAAAUGGAUGAAGGGAGACACUGUCCUCCAUGCCAGUGAGAAGUAUGAGUUUAAGCAGCACGGAACUGUGGCAGAGCUCAUUAUCCGAGAUGUCAAAACCGUGGAUGCUGGGGAAUACACCUGCAGCUCUGGGGAGCUCAAAACCACUGCCCGGGUCAAAGUGAACGCUGUGCCUGUCCUUUUCAAACAAGCCCUGGAGAACACGGAUACGGACGAAGGGAAAUCCGUCUCCUUGCGCUGCGAACUCUCAAAAGCCGAUGCCACCGUGGUGUGGAAGAAGGGAGGAGCCACGCUCCAGGCAAGUGCCAAAUAUGAAAUGAAGCAGAAGGGGACAGUGGCAGAGCUGGUGAUUCAUAAUGCAGAGCCAGAAGAUGCGGGAAGAUACACCUGUGACACUGGAGACCAGCAGAGCACAGCCCAAGUCAAAAUCCAUGCUGCCUCUGUGCUCUUUAAGGAAGAGCUGAAGCCCGUGGAAGCUGUGGAAGGUGGGGCAGCCACCCUGCAGUGCCAGCUGAGCAGAGAGGCCCCUGUGGAGUGGAGGAAGGGGCAAACUCUUCUCCGGCCGAGUAACAAGUACAAGAUGAGGCAGGAGGGCACAGUGGCUGAGCUGCUGAUCCAUGAUCUGGACCCAAAGGAUGCUGGAGACUAUUCAUGUCUAGUGGGGAACCAAAAAACCACGGCAGCCUUGUCAGUGAAUGCCCUGCCAGUGCGUUUCAAAAAGGAGCUGAGGAACGAGGAGGCCACGGAGAGCGGGACGGCGACGCUGCAGUGCGAGCUGAGCCGGCCCGGGGGCUCGGUCCAGUGGAGCAGGGAUGGGAAGGUGCUGGAGCCAAAUGGAAAGUACAAAAUGAGACGGGAAGGGCGCUUCGUUGAGCUGGUUAUCCAAGACCUGGACUUGGCGGAUGCCGGGAGCUACACCUGCACCUGUGGAGACCAGAAGACAACGGCUGCUCUGAGAGUGAAUGCCUUGCCUGUCCUCUUCCAAGAAGAACUGAUGAACAAGGAAGCUACAGAGGGAGAGGCAGUGACUUUGCACUGUAAACUGAGCAAAUCUGCCCCAGUUGAGUGGAAAAAGGGGAAUGUGGUCCUCAAGCCAAGUGAAAAAUACAAAAUAGAGCAGGAAGGUCCCUUUGCAGAGCUGAGGAUCCAGGAUUUGGGAUUGGCAGAUGCUGGUGAUUACCACUGUGUGUGUGGAGACCAACAGACUACAGCUGCUUUGACAGUAAAUGUCCUGCCUGCUCUUUUCACCAAAGAACUGACAGACCAAGAAGCCACCGAGGGUAAAAGUGUCUCCCUGCACUGUGAGCUGAACAAGGCAGCUGCCAAGGUGGAGUGGAAGAAGGGCUUCAAGACCCUCAAGCCAAGUGACAAAUACAAAAUGAAACGGGAAGGUGUGGCUGCUGAGCUCACAAUCCAGAACCUGGACACGACGGACGCUGGGAAUUACUCCUGUGUGUGUGGGGACCAGCAGACUAUGGCAGUUCUGACAGUUCAUGCUCUGCCUGCGUAUUUCAAAGAAGGGUUGAAGAACAGGGAGGCCACAGACGGUGGAACAGCCACCCUGCACUGCGAGCUCAGCAAGGUGGGGGUCCCUGUGGAGUGGAAAAAAGGGGACAAGACACUCAAACCCAGUGAAAAGUUCAGGAUGAGGCAAGAAGACACGGCUGCAGAGCUGCUGAUCCGAGACCUGGAGGUGGAAGACACAGGAGAAUACACCUGUGUGUGUGGAGAGCAGAAGACCUCGGCUGUCUUGACAGUCCACGCUUUGCCUGCACUGUUCAAAAAGGAUCUUGUCCCUGUGGAAGCCACGGAAAGCAGGGCGGCUGUUCUGCAGUGUGAGCUGACCAAACCCGCCCCAGUGGAGUGGAGGAAAGGGCAGGAGGUGCUCCAGCCUAGUGAGAAGUACAAAAUGAGGCUGAAGGACACCGUUGCUGAGCUGACAAUCCAUGGCCUGGAGGAACAGGAUGCAGGAGAUUACACGUGUGUGUGUGGAGACAAGACAACCACAGCUUCCCUGACAGUGCAUGCCCUCCCUCCACGUUUUAAAGAGGAGCUGAGGAACGUGGAAGGCACGGAAAAAGGCACGGCCACUUUCCGCUGCGAACUGAACAAGCCCGGAGCCGCCGUGGGGUGGAGGAAAGGAGACACAGCCCUGGGGACAGGUGACAAGUUCACCAUGAGAUGCCAGGGCACGAUUGCUGAGCUGGUGAUCCGUGAUUUGGACCUGGCAGAUGCUGGGGAUUACACGUGCUGCUGUGGAGAUCAGAGAACCACGGCUGCGCUGAGAGUGAAUGCCUUGCCUGUGCACUUCAAGAAGGAGAUGACAAACGAGGAAGCCACAGAAGGUGGAACAGCCACUCUCCAGUGUGAACUGUCCAGACCUGCCCCCGUGGAGUGGAAAAAGAAGCACAAGGUGCUCAAGCCGAGUGAAAAAUACACUGUGAGGCAGGAAGGCACCACAGCACAGCUGCUGAUCCACGCCCUGGAGGUCAAGGAUGCUGGGGAAUACACCUGUGUGUGUGGAGAGGAGAAGACAACUGCAGCACUGACAGUGCAUGCCCUCCCUGCCCUCUUCAAGGAGGAACUGAGAGAUGAGGAAGCCGAGGAGGGCAAAGCGGUGACUCUGCGCUGUGAGCUGACCAAACCCGCCCCGGUGGAGUGGAGGAAGGGACACACGGUGCUCAGACCUAGUGAGAAGUACAAAAUGAGGCAGAAGGAUGUCACUGCAGAGCUGGUGAUCCAGAGCCUGGCUGAGAGUGAUGCUGGUGAUUACACCUGUGUGUGUGGGGACAAGGAGUCCACGGCUGCCUUGGCAGUGCAUGUGCUGCCUGCGGGGAUCAGGGAGAGCCUGAAGGACCAGGAGGUGACGGAGGGUCAAGGGGCCACUCUGUGCUGUGAGCUGACCAAGGCUGCCCCAGUGGAGUGGAGAAAGGGCAGCACUCUGCUCAGAGCCAGUGACAAGUACAAGAUGAGGCAGGAGGGCGCAGUCAUGAAGCUGCUUAUCCAUGAUGUGGAGCUGAAAGACGCUGGAGAAUACACAUGUGUGUGUGGAGAGCAGGAGACAACAGCUGCCUUGAUAGUGCAUGCCCUGCCAGCACUUUUCAAAGAAGGCCUGAAGGACCUGCAAGCCCUGGAAAGCCAAACAGCCACCCUGCGUUGUGAGCUGACCAAGGCUGCAGCUGUGGCGUGGAAGAAAGGGGACAAAGUGCUCAGGGCAAGUGAGAAACACAUCAUGAGGCAGGAAAGUGGCCUUGCUGAGCUGGAAAUCCGCGACCUGGAGCUGCAGGAUGCAGGAGAUUACACCUGUGUGUGUGGAGACCAGCACACCACGGCGUCUCUGGCAGUGAAGGCCCUGCCAGUGCUUUUCAAGGAAGAACUGAAGAGUGAAGAAGCCCAGGAAGGAGCAUCAGUCACUCUGAGUUGUGAAUUAACCAAAGAAGCUCCAGUGAAGUGGAAAAUUGGGCCCAAAGUGCUCAAAGCAAGUGACAAAUAUCAAAUGAGACAGUCUGGCACCACUGCAGAGCUGGUCAUUCAUGACCUAGAAGUAAAAGAUGCUGGAGAUUACACCUGUGUGUGUGGUGACCAGAAGACAACAGCAACCUUGGCAGUUCAUGCUCUGCCCCCACUCUUUAAGGAAGAGCUCCAGGACAAGGAAGCAGGAGAAGGUGGAGAAGUCACCCUGCACUGUGAGCUCACCAAGGCUGCUCCAGUGCAGUGGUGGAAGGACCAGAGGAUGCUCAAAGCAAGCGAGAAAUACAAAAUGAGGCAGGAAGGGACCAAGGCAGAGCUGGUGAUCCAUGAAAUAAGUGAGGAGGAUGCAGGAGGCUACACCUGUGUGUGUGGGGAGCACCGGAGCACAGCUGUCCUGACAGUCCAGGCUGUGCCUCCAUUUUUCCAAGAGGAAAUGACCAGCAAGGAAGCAGUAGAAGGUGGAACGGCCACUUUUCAGUGUGAGCUCAGCAAGGCGACAGCCCCUGUCCAGUGGAAGAAGGGCCACCACGUCCUCACCUCGGGCAAGAAGCACAGCAUGAGGCAGGAAGGCCGUGUGGUGGAGCUGGUGGUUCAUGACUUGGACCUGGAUGACAGUGGAGAUUAUACCUGUGUGUGUGGAGACAAGAGCACCACAGCUGCCCUAACAGUGCAUGCACUGCCUCCAGAAUUCAAGAGAGGCCUGAAAGACCUCGAGGCCGUGGAAAAUGGCACAGCUGCUCUGCACUGUGAGCUGACUAAACCUGCUGUGGUGGAGUGGAAGAAAGGGCAGGAGGUGCUCAAGGCAAGCAGCAAGUAUAAAAUGAGCCAAGAUGGUGCCGUUGCAAAGCUGAUUAUCCGUGAGCUGGAUGUGGAGGAUGCUGGAGAUUACACCUGUGUGUGUGGAGAUGAGCAGACAACUGCCACUCUGACAGUCAAUGCCCUACCAGCACUUUUUAAACAAGAGCUCCAGGACACCGAGGCAGAGGAAGGUGGCACAGCCACGCUGAGGUGUGAGCUGACCAAACCCAAGGCUCCAGUGGAGUGGAGGAAAGGGGAUGUCACCCUCUACCCUGGUUUGAAAUACGAGAUGAAGCAGCAGGGCUGCACCGCUGAAUUGGCCAUUUCUGACCUAGAACUGGAUGAUUCAGGGAUAUACACCUGUGACUCUGGACACCAGCAGACAACAGCUGUGGUGACUGUACAUGCACUACCUGUCACUUUUAAGCAACCCCUGCAAAAUCAGGAAUCCGAGGAGGGAAGCACAGCCACGUUCCGCUGUGAGCUGUCGAAACCCAAAGGUGCUGUGGAGUGGAGGAAAGGAGGAGUGGAGCUGCAGCCCAGCCAGAAAUAUGAAAUGAGGCAGAGGGAAUGCCUGGUAGAGCUCUUGAUACAUAACCUCAAAUUAGAAGAUACAGGAGAGUACAGCUGUGACACUGGGGAUGAGGAAACCACGGCAGCUUUAAACGUGAAAGCUCUGCCAGUUCUUUUCAAAAAGCAGCUCAAAGAUGAGGAGGCAGAAGAAGGAGCUGCGGUGAAGUUCCAGUGUGAGCUGACGAAGGAUAACGCGGCAGUGGAGUGGAGGAAAGGCACCAUGGAGCUCUUCCCGUGUGCCAAAUAUGACAUUAAAUUAAGUGGUUGCACGGCUGAACUUGUGAUUCACAGUGUGGAGCCAGAGGAUGCUUCUGAUUACACGUGUGACACAGGAGGCCAGCAGAGCACUGCAGUCCUCAGAGUGCAUGCCACCAAACCCCGGCUGAGGCAGCAUCUGAAGAAUGAAGAGGUGGAAGCGGGGGGGACAGCCAGGCUGCGCUGCGAGAUCUCCAUCAGCAAGGCAGAGGUGGAGUGGAGGAAGGACGGAGCUGUCCUGCACUCCAGCUCCAAGUACGAGAUGUGGCAGGACGGGACCCUCCGGGAGCUCCGUGUUCACCGCCUGGAGCCUGGAGAUGCCGGGGAAUAUUCCUGCAAGGCUGGGGAUGAGACGACCUCUGCCAAACUGACAGUGAAAGAGCCCGACGUGACCAUCGUGAGCGGCCUGAAGGACAUGGAGGUGUUCGAGGGGGACGAUGUCACGUUCCGGUGCCAGGUUUCCCACGAGAACGCCAGGGAUGUGGAGUGGAAGCUGCAGGACGUUGCCCUGCAAAACAACGAGAUGAACGAGAUCUCGGUGGAAAAAGGGAAGGUUCACACCCUGACCCUGAGGAAGGUGACUGAGCAGGACAUCGGCACCGUCACCUUCCGGGUGGGACGUCACACGUCCACGGCAGAGCUCACGGUGAAAGUGCCACCUCCAGUAUUUAAGGAGAAACUGCAGAGCCUGGAGCUGCAGGAGGAAGACACAGCCGUGCUCAGCUGCCGGGUCUCCCAGCCCAACGCUCAGGUGAAGUGGAAGAAGGGCACUCAGGUGAUCUCCCCGAGCUCCAAGUACGAAAUCAGGCAGGAAGGAACAGUCCACACCUUGAAGAUUUUUCACUUAAACCCAGAAGACUCUGGCAAAUACACCUGUGAUAAUGGAAACGAACAAACGACGGCCACUGUGACUGUUAAAGCUUUGCCUGUAACCUUCACACAACCACUGCAGAACCAACAGGCUGAAGAAGGUGGCACCAUCACUCUGAGCUGCGAGGUGUCGAGAUCAAACACCACAGUGCAGUGGAAGAAGGGCGGGGCUGUGCUGAGACCAAGUGACAAAUUCAAGAUGCGUCAGGCCGGGCCCGUGGCUGAGCUGACCAUCCACAACCUGAGCGCAGCUGACGCCGGGGAAUACACCUGUGACACAGGGGACCAGCAAACCACGGCCGUGGUGCACCUGAAAGAACCAGCAGUGACCAUAGUGGAGAUGCUGAAGGACGUCACCUCAUACGAAGGGGAGGACGCGGUGUUCGAGUGCAGGCUUUCCCGGGAAACAACCCAGGAUGCCAAGUGGUUCCUGGGGGAUGUGCCCCUGCAAUCCAACGAGAUGAACGAGAUCAGAGUCCAGGGGACACGUCACAGUCUGAUCCUGAGGAAGGUGACCCUGGAAGACUGCGGGUCCAUCAGCUUCAAGGUCGGGGAGCACACGUCGGCAGCACAGCUGAAGGUCCGAGCUGCUCCGGUCAUCUUUGUGAAGGCGCUCCAGAACCUGGAGCUGCAGGAGGGUGGCACAGCUCACCUGUCCUGCGAGGUGUCCAAGCCUGACGUCCCCGUGGAGUGGAAGAAAGGCACGUCUGUGAUCCACUCCAGCCAGAAGUGCAGCAUCAAGCAGGAGGGGAAGGUGCACACACUGGUGAUCCGCGACCUGAACCGCGCGGACGCGGGCGAGUACAGCUGCCAGACGGCUGAUGGCAGGACUGCAGCCAGGCUGGAGGUUAAAGGCCUCCCCGUGCUGUUCAAGCACUGGCUGAAGAACGAGGAGGUGGAGGAGGGUCGCACGGCCCUGUUGUUCUGUGAGCUGACAAAGCCCAACGCGCACGUGGAGUGGAGGAAAGGGGACACUGUUCUGCAGACGGGUGACAAGUACGAGAUCCGGCAAGAGGGGACACGUGUGGAGCUCCUCAUCUACGAUGCCGAGGCUCAGGAUGCCGGGGAGUACACGUGUGACUCGGGGGAUCAGCAGACCACGGCGUCGCUGCAAGUCAAAGUACUGCCAGUGCUGUUUAACAAAGAGCUGAGGAACGUAGAGACUGAAGAAGGGGGAACGGCUGUUUUGCACUGUGAGAUCUCCAGGCCGGACGCCCCCGUUGAGUGGAGGAAAGGAGGGGUGGUCAUUGAGCCCAGUGACAAGUACGAGAUGAAGCUGAAGGGCAGCAUAGCUGAGCUGAUCAUCCAUGGUGUAGAGCCUGAUGACUGUGGGGAUUAUACCUGCAGCACUGGAUACGAGAUCACCACAGGUUCUGUGUACGUGCAAGAAGAAGCAGCAGUGGUAGUUUCUGGUUUAAGGAACACAGACGUCUUUGUGGGCGAGUCAGCCACGUUCACCUGCGAGCUCUCGCACCCGGGCGUGAGGAACGUGCAGUGGUGGCUCGAUGGGACCCCCCUCCACAACAACCUGGUGACUGAAAUCUCUGAGCAGGACGGGAGGAUCCACACUCUGACCCUAAAUGACGUGGCCUGCCACGACUCAGGCACUGUCACCUUCAGAGCUGGGUCCCUUAUAUCUUCAGCUAAAUUAUUAGUCAAAGAUCCCACCAUUGAAGUGGUCAGUCCCAUGCAGGACAUAACUGUUGAUGAAGAUGGCCCAGCAGAGUUCAUAUGCCAAUAUUCUAGGCCAGUGCACGCCAUCUGGAAGAAAAAUGAUCAGGAAAUACAUGCAGAUGGGCAGCGAGUGAUUAUCGAUCAGGACUGGAAUGUGAGCAUGCUAAAAAUUAACCCUACGGUCCCAGAAGACACUGGCAUCUAUUCUUGUGAAGCUGGAGGCACUAAAGUGAUGGCUACACUUGAUGUUCAAGCCAAGAACAGCAUCGUGCAGGGCUUGGAGAACGUGGAAGCCGUGGAAGGAGGGGAAGCCCUGUUCGAGUGUUACCUCUCCAAGCCCGAGACCUACAAUUACAACUGGCUGAUUGACGACGAGCCUGCCAAGACCACGGAGAACACCGAGAUGGUUUACUUUGAAAAUGGGCUCAGGCACAUCCUGCUGCUGAAGAACCUCACCCCCCAGGACAGCUGCAGGGUGACUUUCAUGUGCAGCGACGCGGUGACCUCGGCCUUCCUGACGGUGAAAGGAUGGCGCCUGCAGUUCUUGCAGCCUCUCAAGGAUGUGGAAGUCUCUGUGGGGGAGAAAGCCACAUUUAGCUGUGUUCUGAGUGAAGCUGUGCCCAUUAAUGAAGUGUCCUGGUAUAGCAAUGACGUAGAGAUCCAGUCGGGUGAGGACUGGGAGGUACAAGCAGAUGGAAACAAAUACAAACUUAUUCUGAAAAAAGCCCAGCUGCACCAUUCUGGAGAGGUGACCUUUGCUUCCAGGGAAGCAAUUUCAUCAGCCAAGCUUUCUGUGAUGGAGCCUCCAGUUACAGUCACCCAGCCUUUGGUGGGAGGAUCAGUCACGGAAGGGGGGGUGGCUCGCUUGGAGUGCACAUUAUCCAGCAAAACUGAGGAAAAAGUGACGUGGUUCAAAGGAAAGGAACAAAUAAAAGCUGGAGGGAGAUACGAGAUCCUCUCUGACGGGAAAAAGCAGACGCUCAUUAUUCAUGGGUUCAGACCCGAAGACCAGGACACCUACACCUGCAUGGCUUCUCCUGAAGUCAAAUCUGUUGCCAGCCUGAGCCUUGAAGUGCCCACGGCGACGAUGCUGAAGGAGAUUGCCAGGGAAGCACCCCCUGCAAGCCAGCCAGGGGAGCUGGUGGACGGCCAGAUCCAGCCCAGCUUGCCCCCUGAGGCUGCUCAGGAGGGAGAUCUUCACCUCCUGUGGGAAGCCCUGGCCAAGAAGCGCCGGAUGAGCCGGGAACCCACCUUGGAUUCCAUCAGCGAGGUGCCUGAAGAGGACCUCGAGAGGCUGCAGAAGCUGAGGAAGGAGGAAGCAGAGAUGUCCCACUACUACUCAGAGGAGUAUUCCACGUGUGACGAGCUGGCCAGGACGGGAGAAGCCGAUUUCUCUUUCACAAGCUCAGAUGAUGAGUCCAGAGCUGGGACACCCUCACUGGUGAACUACCUGAAAAAGAAAGCUGGGAAGACGAGUAUCAGUGUCACCAGCAAGGUUCAGUCCACCUCCACAGGCAAAUUAUGGAAGCAGUGGGAGAAAUCCAGUGUGGAGACUGCUGUGACCACCACAGCUGCCAAACCAGCUGAACCAGAGCUGCCAGACUUGGAUGACCCUUCCAUGAACAAGGCUGCCGUGAAGAUCCAAGCCGCUUUCAAAGGCUACAAGGUCAGGAAGGAGAUCAAGCAGCAAGAGUGCCCCGUGUUCACCGAGACCUUCAAAGACUUCUCUGGCGAGCCUGGAAGCACUCUGCACCUGGAGUGUGUGGCCCACAGCAAAUCCGACAUGAAGGUCCGGUGGCUGAAGGACGGGCAGGAGCUUUCGGACGGCCGCUACUACCACAUAGACAACUACAGCGACGGGACCUGCUCGCUGAUCAUCGCCGGCCUGGACAGGAAGGACGCGGGAAAAUACACCUGCGAGGCGUCCAACAAAUUCGGCAAGGUCUCCCACAGCGCCAAGGUGGUGGUUGGUGCUCAGGAGGCUCAGGUGCUUCCUAAGAAGCAGGCGAAGCAGAGCACCGACAGCGAGACCGAGAGCUCGUCCGGCAGCGAGCUGGACGACGCCUUCCGUAAGGCCGGGAGGAGACUCCACAGGCUCUUCAGGGCCAAGAUCUCCACGGAGAUCUCUGACGUGGAGGAGGAGCUCUUUGUCAGCGCGGACGAGGGGGACAUCGACGUGGUGGACCACCAGACGUACCGGGAGGACGACCGGUACAUCUACAUCAAGUUCGAAGUCUUGUCCGAGGCCAAAACGGCCGCCACUCGCUUCAGGGAGAUGUUUGGGGCCCUGGGGAUCCCCGUGGAGAUCGAUAUUUUGGAGCAAGGCCCUAAAAAAGUUGAACUGCGUAUUGGGAAGGCCUCACCACCCACCUUCGGGAAGUUUCCACCACCAAUAGCGAGACCUCCGCCGCCUUUGCUGACUUCUGACACAGCUCCCAUGUUCAUGACUGAGCUCCAGAACCAGGAGGUCCAGGAUGGGUACCCGGUCAGCUUCGACUGCAUCGUCGUCGGCAAACCGCUGCCCACGGUCCGCUGGUUCAAGGAUGGGAAAGCCAUCGAGGAGAACGACCACUACAUGAUCAAUGAGGACCAGGAGGGGUGUCACCAGCUCAUCAUCACCGCCGUGGUCCCCACUGACAUGGGCGUUUACCGUUGCCUGGCUGAGAACAACAUGGGAGUGGCUUCAACCAAGGCUGAGCUUCGGGUGGACUUGACCAGCACUGACUAUGAGACAGCAGCAGAUGCAACAGAGACAUCCUCUUACUACAGUGCCAAAGAAUAUAUUUCAAGCCGAGAGCAGGAGGAAUCCACCACCGAGGAGGAGCAACUGCCCCAGAUCUUUGACGAGCUUCAUGACAUUCACGUGGCACCUGGAGCAUCACUGGCUAAAUUUCACCUGAAGGUCAAAGGGUACCCACAGCCUCGUCUCUACUGGUUCAAGAAUGGGCAGCCCCUGAAGGCCUCUGAUCGCAUCCUGAAGACUGACAGGCAGGAAUUCCACUCCCUGGAAAUUCGGGAUGUCACCAAGGCGGACGCUGGGCAGUACCUGAUCUUUGUCAUCAACUCUGCUGGCUCUGCCUAUUCCUCGGCCAGGCUGGUGGUCAAAGAUCCUUAUGAGAAAGAGGAGCCAUCCAAAACAGAUUCCCAUGAGCAGCUGAUACCACCGAGGUUCCUUGAAAGAUUUACUAAUAAAAAGGUGAAAAAAGGUGCAAGCAUCACGUUAUCUGUGAAAGUGGAAGGACAUCCACCCCCAACUAUUACUUGGAUGAAAGAGGAGUCCCGGAAAGACAUCCUGUGGAUCAAACCAGACACCCCUGGGUACAAACUUGCCAGUUCCAACAUGCACCACAGCCUGAUCCUGCUGGAUGUUAAGAAGAAGUACAGUGGAGCUUACACGUGCAUUGCCACCAACAAGGCUGGCCAGUCCAUCUGCACGGCCAACCUGGAGGUUGCAGAUGUGAAAGAGGCCGAAGUUCUGACCCAGGAGCGGGUGAUGGUGUCCGAAGCCAUCAUGACCACACUGGGAGCUAUUCAUCCCUCUGAAGCAAGAGAAGGAGACCUUGAAGGAAGGGAAGGUGUUCCCAAAAGCCCUAUUUCAUUAGCUGAUGUUGGCUCAGAAGAGUUCUUCCAGAAACUCACCUCACGGAUCUCGGAAAUGGUGUCUGCAAAAAUAACUCAGGCCAAGCUUCGAGUGCCAGGUGCAGAAAGUGAUGAUGACUCAAAAACUCCCUCUGCAUCUCCUCGCCAUGGACGGUCCAGACCUUCAUCCAUAGCUCAGGAGUCCUCCUCUGAGUCUGAAGAUGGGGAUUCCAGAGGAGAGAUCUUUGAUGUCUACAUGGUCACUGCUGACUAUGUCCCUGCUGCACCUGACAGGGAGACCAUCACCCUGAAGGAAGGACAGUACGUGGAAGUCCUUGAUUCAGCUCAUCCUCUCAAGUGGCUGGUCAGGACUAAACCCACAAAAUCGAGUCCCUCUCGGCAGGGUUGGGUGUCUCCAGCUUAUCUGGACAAGAAAUUAAAGUUGUCACCAGAGUGGGGGACAACAGAAAUCCCUGAGUUUCCUGGAGAGUUUGUUUCUGAAGAUGAAUAUAAGAGGAAGCUGAGCGUCUUCCUCCGAAGCCUGCAGGGCUGUGACACCGAUGAUGACGUGGCCAUGUGCUUCAUCAAGCACGAGGCAGAGUUUAACAGGUACAUCCAGUACCUGGUGGGAAGGGUGCAGGCUGAGUCUGUUGUUGUCAGCAAAGCUAUCCAGGACUUCUACAAGAGAUACACAGAUGAAUUUGAAACUAAUGAAGAUCCUUCACAACCACUUAUCCCACCACUGCAGCACUACCUGGAAAAACCCAUAAACAGGAUCCAGCAGUAUCAGACAAUAAUUAAGGAAUUAAUCCGAAACAAAGCAAGAAACAGCCAAAACUGCACCUUGCUGGAACAGGCUUAUGCUGUGGUGUCUGCCCUGACCCGGAGGGCAGAGAACAACCUCCAUGUCUCACUGAUUGAGAAUUAUCCAGGGACCCUGGAGAGCCUUGGUGAACCCAUCCGGCAGGGCCACUUCAUUGUGUGGGAAGGAGCUCCAGGAGCUAGAAUGGCAUGGAAAGGACACAAAAGACACGUUUUCCUCUUCAAAAAUUACCUUGUGAUCUGCAAACCAAAGCGAGACACAAAGACAGACACCUACAGUUACAUCUUCAAGAACAUCAUGAAGCUGAACAACAUAGAUGUGAACGACCUGGUGGAAGGGGACGACCGGGCGUUCGAGAUCUGGCACGAGCGGGAGGACCUGGUGCGCAAGUACCUGCUCCAGGCGCGGACCGUGAACAUCAAGAACUCCUGGGUGAAGGAGAUCUGUGGGAUACAGCAGCGGAUCAGCGAGCCCAUCUGGAUACCUCCAGACUUCGAGGAAGAACUGGCAGAUUGCACGGCCGAGCUGGGAGAGACAGUCAAGCUGGCCUGCAAAGUGGUGGGAGCUCCCAAACCAUCCAUCAGCUGGUACAAAGAUGGAAAGCCAGUGGAGGUGGAUCCCCAUCACAUUAUAAUAGAAGACCCCGACGGUUCCUGCACGUUGAUCUUGGACAACCUGACAGGUGUUGACACAGGACAAUACAUGUGCUUUGCUUCCAGUCCUGCUGGAAAUGCCAGUACCUUGGGAAAGAUCCUUGUUCAAGUGCCACCAAGGUUUGUGAACAAGGUCAGAAACGCUUAUUUUGUGGAGGGUGAAGAUGCCCAGUUCACCUGUACUGUGGAAGGAGCACCAAGGCCUCAAAUCAGAUGGUACAAAGAUGGGGUGCUGAUAAAGGACACAAAUAAAUACCAGGCUUUCAGUGAACCACGGAGUGGCAUCGUGGUCCUGGUGGUCAAGAACCCUUCCAAUGAAGAUAUGGGACACUACGAAUGUGAGCUGAUGAACAGAUUAGGGUCUGCAAAAAGUGGAGCAGAGCUUUACCACCACAGUGCUGCAGCCCUGACCCAGGAGAGGAGAGGAGACCAAGCCAUCACCAUUGAAGGAAUGACUCCCCCACAGCCAAGGAUGGAGACUUCUGUCCAGGCCUCGCUCCAACGCGCCGAUAAGGAGAUCAAGACAGCCCUGAGGAGACUCAUGGACUCGGCAUCGAUGCUGGUGACUCUUCCCCUGGGCGUGAGAGGAGAAGGUGGCCUUGGCCUUCCUGGGUCUGUUCCUCCAGACCUCUCAGAAACAGCAGCUGGGCCCCCUGUGCUGGUUCAUGAAGCCAGCACCCAAACCCAGGCUCCUGGAGGCCAUGACAAAGCACAAAGGCAGGUUUCAGCUGAAGAACCAAGUGUGCCAAAGCCCAGCCCUGGUCCUUCCCAGGAAGACACAGCUGCUGGAGACGGAAGCACUCGGGAACGCACCGUUCCCAUCGACAGAACCUCACCAGAGGCAGGGGCAGGAGGCUGGUACAGGAGAGAAGGAGACGUGGUCUAUGAUGUGCACAGUGAAGUUUACAUUGAGACCACGGAAAGAACUCGUGUGUAUAAGACUGAGGAGAAGACCCCAGCAAGUCCUCCCUACAUGCAAGUGACCAUAGAGGAUGUGCAGGUGAACUCUGGGGAACGUGCCAAAUUUCAGGCAGUCAUCGAAGGAACCCCUCCACCCACUGUGCUGUGGUUUAAGGGCACUUCGUUGCUGACAGACAGUGACAGAGUCCACCAGGGGAAGGAAGGGACAAUGUAUUUCUUAGCGGUGGACGACGCUGCCUUGGAAGAUGGUGGUGUUUAUACCUGUGUGGCCAAAAAUGCAGGAGGGGAGGUUUUGUGCAAAGCAGAGCUCGUUGUACGUGAAGCUAAGAAAGACCAAGAAGGAAAGAAAGUGGCCACCAGGAGAAAGCUCCACGCCCAUUAUGAGGUGAAGCAGGAAAUUGGAAGGGGCUGCUUCAGCUUCGUGAAGCGGGUUGUGCACAAAGGGAACAGAGUGUCCUGUGCUGCCAAGUUCAUCCCUCUGCGAAGCAAAACCAAGUCUCGAGCCCACCAAGAGAGGGACAUUCUCGCCUCUCUGUCCCACGACAGGAUUACCCGGCUCCUGGAUGAGUUUGAGACAAGGAAAACACUGAUUUUGGUUCUGGAGUUAUGCUCCAGUGAAGAGCUCCUGGACCGUUUGUUCAAGAAGAGUGUGGUCACCGAAGCUGAGGUCAAAUUGUAUAUCAAGCAAAUUUUGGAAGGACUCAAAUAUCUUCACGACAACAACAUCCUUCACUUGGACAUCAAGCCACUGAAUAUCCUCAUGGUUUACCCUGAGAGGGAAGACCUGAAGAUCUGUGACUUUGGGUUUGCUCAGAAGAUCACCCCCUUUGAGCCUCAGUACAGCAAAUACGGCUCCCCGGAGUUUGUUGCCCCAGAAAUUGUUUCUCUGUCACCGGUGUCAAAAGCCACUGAUAUCUGGGCUGUUGGAGUCAUCACGUAUUUAAGCCUCACGUGCAAGUCUCCGUUUGCUGGGGAGAACGACAGGAAAACCCUCCUGAACAUCCAGAGCGGGGAAAUUUCAUGGACCAUUCCCGACGUUGUUCACUUGAGCGAAGAUGCAAAGGACUUCAUGAAAGGGAUCCUGCAGCAGAACCCCAAAGCCAGGCCUAGUGCUUUGGACUGUCUGUCCCACAAGUGGUUCAUGCACAAUGUCCCCCUCGAAGCAGCUCAUUUCAUUAAUACCAAGCAGCUCAAAUUCAUUGUGGCUCGGAGCAAGUGGCAGCGGUCUCUGAUGUGCUACAAAUCCAUCCUGGUAAUGAGAUCUAUCCCAGAAAUCCUGGAAAGGACCCACGACAACACCUCCUUGGCCAUCUCCCGACACCUCAUUGAGGAAAGCACUUCAUCCAGUACCAGUGGCUCCUCUUCAGACAAUGAGAACUCGAAUUUCCCCAAGAAGAGGCACUUUGGCUCCACCCCGGAGCUGCACUUGCCCGUGUUUGAUGCACCAAGUUAUCGGGAGCCUCCAAAACGUUCAAGUGAGCAGAAGCACUCCAAGGCACCAGUCCCUCCAGUAAAACCCAUGAGGAGGAAAUAUGCUUCCAUGAAGGCUGAGGUGGGGGACAAAUCACCCACAGAAAGCAAAGAGCUCAUGGCCAGUGUUUUCCAGGAGAAAGAGGAGGGGCUCCAUCCCAGUGUUCGAGGCGAAAGAGCGGAGCCAUCCCAAAGGAGCGGUGCUGCUGAGCCUUCAUCCGUGAGGGCUUCCACGGAAAGCACAUCACAUCCAGGUCAGAAGGGAAAACCAGACAUGUCUUUAGCUGAUCAGGAGAGAAUUGAAAAGGCUGGGGAUGGCACAGAAAAGCCAUCUGCCUUUGUGCCCAGGCAGAGCGUCAUCAAAAGCACUUUCUACAGCCAAGCAACAGAGCUCCCUGCAAGGCCACCUUCCUCACCAGGCAGGGAGCUCAGGAGGCACCUGGACAGAGCCAGGAGGACUUUCCGGAAAGGUGGAUAUUCGAAGGUGCCCCUCAGUGGUCUCCGUGAGCCCCUCCUGGAGCAGUUUGAACUGGAAGAGGAAGAGGAAGGAGACGAUCGCAGGGAAAGCCUGCUGGGAUCCUUGACCAAAUCAGCUUCGUUUGACACUGCCAGGAAACCACCACAUCCUGCCAUUGCUGGUGCCAGCAGGAGCCGUUCCCUGGACGACUACAGGCUGAGAGCCUCGAGGUCACUGAGGGAACAAGAUAUUUUGGAAGAAGACUGUGAUGUCCUGUCCCAGGAGAGCUGCCCUGAAGGCAGUGACCACUGUGACAUUUCUGCAGGGCCUGGCAAAGGAUGUUCUGUAGACACAUCAAAGCAGGAGGAAGUCAGGAGAGCCAGCAAGGAUUGUUCAGGAGAGAAGCCCUCUCCUUCCACACAUUGUGAGGGUGAUGGGUGCCCAGCUGCUUUUAUGCAACAGGCUGAGGGACUUCCAGUGUCACCUCACAGGAGUGAAAAUAGGAAACCUUUACUGAAGAAGUCAAAAGCUACUGAGAUUGAGGAGGAUGUUGAAGAUUUGGAAGGCAAAAGCCCCAUUCUGACUGCCCAGUGCUCAGACACAACUGCAUCAGCAGCCCAAAAACAUGAGGGCAUGGAGGGUAAAUCUUCCUCUGACAUCACUUUUCAGGAGGGCAAAGAGUCCAUUCCAACCCUGACACAGUCAGAGGCCACCUCUGAGUCACCUCCCACGAGUAAGGGAGGUGUCUAUGUGCCCCAGGAGUCUGCUCACAGCACUGACAUCCACCUGGAUCAAAAAGGUGGAACGUUGCUGAUCAAAAGGACAGCCCCAGUUCCACCUUGGAAGGACAAAAGGCAGAAACAUUCAGGUGAAAAGACUUCUGCUCAUGGCGUUGCCGAGUCUGAACUCAUGGAGCAUGAAAGCUCUGCUGUUCCAGCAGAACAGACAGAGACCGAUUCACUUCCAGUACAUAAAGAUAAAAGUCAGGAACUUCCCGAGAAAAGUGUUCCAGCAGCUCCUGUCUCGCUGGGCAAGCGGCCAGGUGCCCUCACAGCUGGUGAAGGGGCUCCUCAGAAGGUGAAGACCCGCAAAGAGGUGAGAUCUGCUGUCCUGGAGGAGGAAGGGCUGGGUGUGACAGGAGUCACUCCACCAUCAGCCCUUGCUGGUGGAAGCCAAGCUCACGGGAAGGCUCCUGUUCAUGGACUCACAGCAUCAGCCAGCCUGAAAGGAGGGCACCUCGCUGUUCCCAAAGUCCCAUCACCACAGUCAGUGCUGAGUCCAAUCUCCGAUGGAGCACGGGCUGAAAGGGAAGGGCCAGCUCACAGCAAGGGGAGGUUUGCUGCUCUGAGGAGUGAAAGCUCUGCUGUCACAGAGGUUGUUCCCAGCUUGGCCCAUGAAGGAGCCAAACCCCAGAAGGUUCCUGAAGGCCGUGCUGUUCCAGAGAGCAGACACACAGCGGGAACAGUGUCCUCCCAAAGCACUGCUCUCCCUUCAGUCUGUCAGAAGGAAAAACGAGAACAUCCAUCCCUUCACAGCGAGGUGAGAUCUGCUGUGACAGCAAGUGGAAGCCCAGCAACUGCACAGACCACGUCUGCUCCUUUCCCCAAGGCUGGACAUCGGGAGUUGGAGCAGCACAGGGCUGCCAGUCCCGGUGCGGGGAUUUCUGAUGGUCUGGGGGGUGCAUUAACUGCUGCACAACCAGAAGGUGCUCCAGCUUCAGCCUAUGAAGUAGAAUACGAGGAAUAUCCAAAGGUCCAUGGUGAGGGUGGAGGUGUUGCCUUAGAAAGUGGAAGAUGUGACGCUGGAAAAGCUGUCCCACCGUCGCUCCGCAGGGAUCGCCGUCAGGAGCGGUCACAUCACAGGUCUUCCUUUUACAGUGAUGAGGAGUCUGCUGUGCUGGAGGGCUUGGUGGACGAGAUGGUUUCCCUCUCUGAAGAGAUGAAUGUUUGGGCAGAGUCAGUUUCUGGAGAGAAGGAGAGCAGAAAGCACAUCUCUCCUCCCACACAGGUGUUCUACAGAGGCCCAGGUAGCCAAGCACCCAUGGACACCUCCUCCCCUUCUGUAAAACAGGGUGAAAGAGGGGAAGUCUUUGAGCAGGAUGACCUUGAAGAACCCUACCUCGCUGUGAGUGAGGAGUUAGAGGUACUGGAAGGGCAGGGAGCACAGACAGUUCCUCAUGAGUGUGAACACCUGGAGGACUUGGCGUUUGAGAGCCCCCCUUCCAGCCGAGCCAGUGUUUCCUCAACAGAGAGCUUGGACACUGGGAAAAGACCCAGUCAGGUGUCAGUGACCAAGGACACCGGGAAACACCCAGAAGUGUCUCUGGUGAAAAUCAAAGACCUGUCAGAUGAAACCCCCAGCACUGGCAGCGGCCCUCAAAAAUUUGACAUCUCAGAGGUGGAACCUGCCUACUUGAACUUCUCUGACUUGUACGACAUUGUCUAUUUUCCGUUUGAAUUUCUGAGCUACAAGAAGCCUUCGCCCAAGCCAGUCCAUAGACGGUUUAUUCCUCUCGGUGAAAGGGCGAGGUCCCCUCCUGCAGGGCAUCUGCACAAGGAUAAGAGGCUGUGCAUCAGGGAGCAGGCAGAGGACAAGAACAGGAAGAACCGUUUGGAAAUAUCUGAGGACUCAAAGGCAGCUCACUUAGUAGCCAUGGGGAAAGGGCCAGAGAGCCAUAAAGAAAUGUAUAGCUCCCAAAAGGACUCCAGUGGGAAGCAGAAAAGCUCUUUCCACACCAAGCCAGGACUCUUUAAGCCAUAUGCAAGGUCUCAUUCCAUGGAGCUGUCAGUGGAGCAGAGUCUGAAGAAGAAAGUAAAGGCUUCUGUUGCCCAUAUUUCAAGAAUCCUAAAAGGAAAGACAUCUCCUGAGCCAGAGGCAGAGGAAGAGUUUGGUGAGCUGGGAAGUGAGGCAGCAGAAAAAGAGCUGUUAAUGGGGGCUGAAGGAUCUCUGAAGAGGAAGUCAGCACUCUCCUCAUUCAAGUUGCCAAGCCUCAUGCCAAAGGAGAAAGCCCCAUCCUUCACUGAUGAGCUCAUGGACCAGGCUGCUGCCGUGGGACAGUGCGUGACGCUGUCGUGCCGGACGGCAGCUCACUCCUCCCUGCACAUCAGCUGGUUCAGAGACGGGAUCCCUGUCCAGAGCAGCAGCCGGAUCCUCAUCUCAUCCACCCUCAAACACUUCCAGCUCUUAACUAUUCUCUCUGUUAAUCCUGAGGAUUUUGGUAUUUACACCUGUGUGGCCACAAACUCCCUGGGCUCGGCAUCCACCUCUUGUGUCAUAAGAAAAGCAGAGGUUCCUCCCAGCCCUCCACCCCCUGACAUGGUGGAAGUCUACAAGGAUGGAGUGCAGGUGGUCUGGAAACCUGUGGAGACCAACACCCCUGUCCAUUACACCAUCCAGUGCAAGAGUGAAGAUGGGGAGUGGACAACUCUGGCUUCUGACCUCGCUGACUGCUGCUACUAUGCCAAAAAUCUGCCCAAGGGGUUUAUCUACCACUUCAGGAUUGCCUGCACCAGCAAAGCAGGAAUGGGCCCCUACAGCGACCCCUCUGCCAGCGUGAAAAUCACUGGGAAGGAUCCAAUGGAGCUUCGUGCUGCAACGCAGGACAUCCCAGCACCUGCUACUGAGGAAGAGAGUGAAAUAAUCACACCAUCCGAGCCCUUCCCAACCUACCAGACCUACGCCUUCCAAACAGAGAUCAAAAGGGGGCGAUUCAGCAUCGUCCGGCAGUGCAGGGAGAAAGUGAGUGGCAAGGCUUUGGCUGCAAAAAUCAUCCCUUACUGGCAAGAGGACAAGCAGACUGUGCUCCUGGAGUACCAGGUCCUGAGGAAGCUCCACCACACAAACAUAGCCCAGCUGAAGGGAGCCUAUGUCAGCCCACGGCACUUGGUGUUGAUCCAGGAGAUGUGUGUGGGACCAGAGCUGCUCCACUCCUUGGCACUACGGACAUCGUACUCCGAGGUGGAGGUCCGGGACUACCUGUGGCAGAUCCUCAGUGCCACCGAGUACCUCCAUGCCCACGACAUCCUGCACCUGGAUCUCAGGUCUGAGAACAUGAUCAUCACCGAGCCCAACCUGCUGAAACUCCUGGAUUUUGGGAACGCACAGUUCUACACACAAGACAAAGUCAUUACCAUGGACAAGUGCAUGGACUAUGUCGAAACCAUGGCUCCAGAACUGCUGACAGAGCAAGGAGCCCUCCCACAGACUGAUAUUUGGUCCAUCGGAAUCACAGCCUUCAUCAUGUUGAGUGCCAACUACCCCGUCAGCUCCGACGUGCCCUGUGAGUUCCUGAGAACCACCAGGAAGGGCAAAGUGAAGCUCACGCGGUGCUACGCGGGUCUGUCCGGGGGGGCUGUGUCCUUCCUCCAGAGCACCCUGUGUGCAAACCCCUGGGGAAGGCCGUCAGCCUCCGAGUGCCUUCAGAGCCCGUGGCUCCAGGAGACAGGUUUGGACAGCAGGCAGCAAGCACUGGUUACCUUCCCCACCACCAAACUGAGGAAUUUCCUCAUGGAAAGGGAAAAGAAGAGGGGCCUGCUGUGCUCCAAGUACGGCCUCAUGAUUGCACAGUGACGUGGAUGGGACAGGCAGGAACUGCCUCCCUGUCCCUUCUGCACUCAGUGUUUGGUACCAAACUGUCCUGCCAAGCUGGUGUCCAUCAGCUGAGCUGGGGUCACUGCUCCCUGUGUUUGUGCUGGUGUGUCCUGCCUGCCACAGGCUGUUCCUGCAUAUUCUGUGACUUGUUGGGUAACUGGGCCAGCAGACAGUGAAGGCAGCAAAUGCACCAGUGACCAUGGCCUUGUAACGUGCAGGUGUUGUCCUUUGCCACUUUGAAGCCAGGCUGCUCUUCCCUGGGGGGUGCACAGGCCCUUCUACCCAGAGAUGUGGCAAAGGCUCUGUGUUUUAAUUCUUUAAAAAAUCCUGAACUUUCACGUUGUUUCUCCUUCCAGCCCUGCUUUCCUCUGCAAUGGGUGGUGUUGGCUGUGUCGUGGCUUUGUACUCAUAACCUCAGUGCUCCUUCGAGUUUCUCUGCAGUGAUUGAUGCAUCUGUUGGUGCCACUGACUUCCUUUGAUUUUCCACACAAGCAGCAUUAAGUGGAGGCUUUCUCAGAGCUGUAUCUGUCUGUGUUUAGAGGAAGGAACACAGAGAACAGUUCCUGAUGCAUUGCAGUUUCAUACUAGAGUUGAGGCUGUUUAACCAGGGAUGGCCUUUCCCAACAUGUUUAACCCCUGUUGUUCCAAACCUGAAGGAUGCAGGUUGUGACUCCUUCCCCUGCUCAGUGUGCAGAGCAGGAGUUGUGACCUGGAACACUUUCCCUGUGCUGUUGAGAGCAGGCACUGACUCAGUGGAUUGUAAAACUUUUGAAUGUUGAAGGAAUAUUGUCUUCAUUAAGCUCUACAGGAGAGAAAACCAGGGGUUUAGGGACAGACUCCACACUCAGCUCUCUCAGGGGAUAGAAGAGUUACACGAGACAGACACUGCAAUGAGAGCUGCCCCCUAGUAAACUUUUCAAAUUUAUUCCUGGAUUCCUUCCAAUUUAACUUCUCUUACAAAUCCAGUCAGGUUUUUGUUGGCACGGGCUGGUUUUUUACUCUUGCUGUUGCACUUUGGGAUGGAAAGCUCAGUGCCAGGGGAGAACCCACUCGAGCAUAAAACUUAAUUGCAGAUUAACUCAUUUGGAGCUUUCACACUCUUCCAUAUAUGACUUUUUUUUUUUUUUGCUUCUCACAACUGCAUGCAUUUGAGCAUGUCUGAAGUCUUUUAUAGACUCAAUAUUGUUUGGUUAAAUAAAUCAUUCUGACAAGCAAGUAAAGCCAGAUUUUUCUGCUGAA